Molecule: messenger RNA, 1682 nt
Organism: Callorhinchus milii (elephant shark)
Lineage: Eukaryota; Metazoa; Chordata; Chondrichthyes; Chimaeriformes; Callorhinchidae
Gene: tbata
Product: thymus, brain and testes associated
Exons: 9
Coding region: 134-1171 (345 amino acids)
Source: RefSeq, a predicted model, not a curated record
AAGCAAACAAACGGCCUGAGAGUAAGAUCAAUUCUGUCUGAAAUAGUCUUCAAGUUGCGGAUGGAAAUGUUGCUGUUGAUCCUCUGUGUCCCUCUGAAAGUGCAGUGCUGAGAGGACCUCAGUGAAGGAAACCAUGGAAAGGUUGGGGCGGCCAGUCACUUACCCAUUCAAGUUCAGGCCCACCAGGAAACCUGGCACUGUGACUCUGAACUCACCACUCCGCUCCAGUGCCGAAGCUGAGAGACCACAGUCUAAGAGCACUUCCCGGUUUGGAGUGCUAAGCCACCAUUCAUUCUUCUCCAGACACAACCCUCAUCCUCAGAGAGUGACGCACAUCAAUGGGUUAAAUGGGAUGCCCGUUUGCACGGUGAAUGAUGACUGGUAUGUCAAUGCUCCACUCUCUCCUCACCCGUUGAUAAAGAGGCAGCUCACCACCACUGUCUUGGGCAUGCCUGGUACCCGACUCCCCAUCAGCAUUUUCCAGCGUAACGGCAUGAGUGACGGCAGAGCCCCUAUGUUUGCUACGGAAGCCUGGAGAGAGGAGCUACGGGACUUUGCCUCUAAGGCUUGUCUCCUUAUACCGAAAGAGACAGAGGAGAUAAAGGAGCCAGAGGUCAGAAGAUCCACACAAUACUCCGCACAGACUGGGAGGCUCAUCCCACCCUCCUCUCGUACUGGUACCGGCCAGGCCUGCUGCCGAGCUUCCAAACACCAUGCUGGGAACAAGAAUAAAUACACCAGCCCCUUCCAGGAUCAGGAGCUGCUGGUGCUGGAUCUACUCUGCCAACUUCUGCAGACGGACUCGCUCUCUGCUGUUCAACAGUGGCUGCUCUCCUCAGCUCAAAGAGAGAAAGAUUUUGUAUUAGGGAUGGUGCAAUCUACUCUGGCAAACAGUCUCCAUGACUACCAGCACAUCACAGACAGAGCAGAAGUGAGGCUCAAUUCCCAGAUGAAUUGCAACCCUUUGGCCCCAGAGCAUAAAACGUGCAACAUCAAUCGGAAUAAACACGAUGGUUAUUACCUCAAAAAGAAGCCAGAAAGAAUUGAAGAGGAGGAACCGGAUCACAUAGGAACUGCCGAAGUUCUUCAGAUCCAUAGAAAUGAGUCUCCUCGCCUUAAUAAUGAACCACAGAACAUCACCGAAUCCAACCAAACCACCGGCAAUAACUAGGAUGUUUCAGAGACGAGUAAAACCAUCCAGUUCACUUGUGUGACUAAUGGCUGAUUUUAAAAAAAAACGUUUAAGGCAAUGUUGAAUUUGUAUUGAUAACAUUUAUGAUGUCAAAUACAAUUGGAUAAGCAUUUCACUUGGGUAUCGAUUUACUCUUUUAACAUAAUCAUUUAAUAACAUCAGGAAUUUGCCAAAUUCUUUAAUGCGGACUUUAGUUUUGAAGCUGUUUUCUGUAAAUUUCUUUUGACAAACUACAGAAAUUGACAUAAGAGUUAAAACUGACUUCAACAAUUAGCCAAAUUCUGUGCACUCUGGAAUGCUAUGUUAACAGAGCAAAUCUAGAUCCAAGUGGAAUUUCUACCCAAAGCAACUGGAUAGUGCUUUUUUGUUGUUGUUGUUAUCUGUCCAGGGGCCGGAUUAGGCCUAUAAACCAGACUAAUUGAACCGCCCUUAUCUAGACUGACCAGAUAAAAUUGGCCCGCACCAAGCUACAAGUCCCUAUCACCCCCAU